CUUGCCUUCGACUGUCUUGACAUUGGUGUUAUGUUACGCCACUCUCGCAAAAUUUUUGGGACGAGUUUUUCGUGUCGUUUGCCUGUUUGCCUCCAUGCGAAUGCAAAAUUCUUUCGAUUUGUAUCGACGAAUCCACCGGUUACAAAAAUCGAAAAGAUAGUUCUCGACCACGUCAAAGCAGUUGGGCCGAUGCCAUUUGGAAGCUUCAUGAACUUGUGUUUAUCGCAUCCAACGGCAGGAUACUACAUGAAUCCCGCCAAUGCCGUGUUCGGAAAACGAGGAGACUUCAUUACUAGCCCUGAAAUCAGUCAGGUUUUUGGAGAGCUGGUGGCCAUCUGGCUUCUCUCGCAGUGGCAGAAUGCAGGUGCCUCACAUUCAAUACGCCUGGUUGAGCUUGGGCCGGGAAGGGGAACCCUGAUGGCUGAUAUUCUCCGGGUGGUCCAGCAGUUUGCGAAAACCACGUUGAAACGGGUCCAUCUUGUUGAAACAAGUCCUUCCAUGCGGGCACUUCAGAACGACAACCUUCUGCCGUUCUUGAAAAAAGGUAGUUGGGACCUCACCUGGAAUGAAUCAAUAGACGAAAUCGAACCCUCGUCCGGUGUUUAUACUAUGCUCGUAGCUCACGAGUUUUUCGAUGCACUACCCGUCAGUAUGCUUGAACGAGGAAAGCAAGGGUGGCAUGAAAUAAUGGUUGAUUCUGUACAUCCAGAGCUUGACUCAAUAAAAGAGUCUGCUUAUCCACGAUUGCGUCGUGUUAUAUCUCCCAGCCCAACUGCCGCUUCUACUUUACUCGGUAGAUCGUCGCGGCGGUUUGACCAGUUGCCCGAGGGUUCUCGCUUAGAGGUCUCAGCGGCAUCAUUCAGAGUUGCCAGAAAAGUAGGAGAGCUUCUUUCUCCUGGUGGUUGCGCAUUGGUGGUAGAUUAUGGUGGAGAUUCGCCGUUCGAGGAUUCCUUCCGCGCAUUCAAAGAUCACCGAAUAGUAGAUGUAUUUGAGCGGCCAGGUGAAUGUGAUCUGACCGCAAACGUAGAUUUUGGAUACAUCAAGGAAGCGAUGGGCGAUCUGGUUCCAACGUACGGGCCCCUACCUCAGUCGCAAUUUCUUGUAUCGAUGGGGUUAGAAGCGCGUGUCAAUAUGUUGAUCCGCUCUGCCAAGACAGAAGAGCGAGCGGAAGAUAUAAGGAAAGCUGCCCAACGUCUUGUGGAUGAGGCGGGAAUGGGAAAGGAAUACAAGGUGUUGGGUAUCAGUAACUCGCCUAGUGAACACGGGGUAUGGCCAUUUGUUCAAUAG
Molecule: messenger RNA, 1287 nt
Organism: Guyanagaster necrorhizus
Lineage: Eukaryota; Fungi; Basidiomycota; Agaricomycetes; Agaricales; Physalacriaceae
Product: DUF185-domain-containing protein
Exons: 7
Coding region: 31-1287 (418 amino acids)
Biological process (GO): mitochondrial respiratory chain complex I assembly
Cellular component (GO): mitochondrion
Molecular function (GO): protein-arginine omega-N symmetric methyltransferase activity
Source: RefSeq, a predicted model, not a curated record